Sipha flava (yellow sugarcane aphid) is the source of this 1776-nucleotide messenger RNA. RefSeq lists its product as uncharacterized. Lineage: Eukaryota; Metazoa; Arthropoda; Insecta; Hemiptera; Aphididae. Gene Ontology annotation, molecular function: cis-regulatory region sequence-specific DNA binding; DNA-binding transcription factor activity. Gene Ontology annotation, biological process: regulation of DNA-templated transcription. The transcript has 4 exons. The record is from RefSeq and is a predicted model, not a curated record. Bases 169 to 1581 code for a protein of 470 amino acids. Gene Ontology annotation, cellular component: nucleus.
ACGGAGUCUCUUCCGCGGAGCCUCACGCACUUUCGCACCGACCGCCGAACCGCACGUCGCGGCCGAGACCAACCGACCGACCGACCGACCGACCCGAUCUACCGACCGGACGAGUGCGAACGACUACCAUCCUACGAGUGCGGACGACCGCACGAUUACGGACGACCGAUGUCGUCCUCGACGACGGUCAACUCGGGCCAGCCCAGACAGCCGCCACCACAGCUGUCGGACGGACUGUCGUCGUUGGUGUUGUCCAAGAAGUAUCUGGCGUGCGCCCGGCCGCCGCACGUGUACAAACUAGACCACGAGAACCGGGACGACGGUGGUGAGAUGUGCUACGGCGGUGAACCGUCGUCGGCCGAGUGCUGGGAGCAGACCGCGUGGGGAGCGCCGCCGUCGCCGGUGGUCGCUGCGGCCGUGCAGGCACGGUACGAGCCUUCGGACGUGUUCACGCCGCUGGUGUUCGAAGAGAUACGGCCGCCGUCGCCGGAACAGCCGCCGCCCAUGUGGAUACGGACGGCCGAGCGGUUCCCGAACGGCACCGUGCUGCAGGUACACCAUCACCAUCUGCACCAUCACCACCAGCAGCCGCCACCGACACCGCCGCCGCAGCAGCCGUUGCACCACCACCAGCACCGUCAGCACCUGCACCAUCUUCAUCAAGGCCAACACCCGCAACACGUCGCCGGCGGCUACCCGGCGAGGCGUCCGCUACAGCACUUGCCGCCGCCAGUGCAGUCGUCGCUGUCCGCCAAACCGUCGGCGUCCGAAGCCGUCCAGCAGCAGCAGCAGCCCGACGGCAACAAGCCGGGUGACUUGAGUUGGCUGGUCAACUUCCAGGUGGCGUCCAUCUUCGAACCGACUGGCGGCGGCGUGGGCAGCAACGUCUCGGCCGGCGAAUGGUCCCAGGAGCCGGCGGACGCGUUAAAACCUAAGAGGAAAGCCGCUGCGCCCAGGCCAACGGCCGACCAGAAACCUUCUACAAAAAUCAAUCGAAAACCAUACAGAAUGCCACCUUCGAGGUUAGAUAAAGCCAAUAAGCCCGGGUACACGUAUACGGAAAUGAUUCAUCAAGCCCUGAUGGAAAAAAAAGAAUUACCAGUAGCAGAAAUUUAUCAAUGGAUAUCGAGUCAUUUUCCGUAUUUCCGCGAAGACGACGAACGCUGGAAAAAUUCCGUGCGUCAUAAUUUAUCCAUAAACCCAAACUUCCGAAAAGGGCGAAAGUCUCAAGGGGCCGGUCAUUAUUGGCGGCUAUGCAGUUCCGAGGAAAGUCAGGGCCAUCGCGAGUUUCCUGCAAUCGUCGAAGACGACACAUCUUCGCCGCAAGAGUCGUCUGAAUUAGAACAAGCUUGCAAGUAUCUGGAAGGCGAACUGCAGCGCGAUAGCUGCCUGGAUGAUGUGAAAAUGCAUUCGACCAUCGACACGGAAUUAGAAAAUGAAAUUUAUACCAAUUCGUUUUUGAUUUCCAAUCCAUCAAAGUUUGUAAAUGAACAAAUGAAUAUGUCGAAUAACAAUGAUUUUCAUUCGUACAGUGAAAACAUUUUGGAGGAGUCCAUUGACUUUCAGUAUUAUAAUUUAUAAAUCUUCCAGCUCAAACUAUUUUGGUUUCAAAAAUUCCAAGUUCUAUUAUUUUUUUUUUUUACAUAUAUUUUUAUAAAUUUAAGACUGACUAACAGAUGACCUUUUUUAAUACUACUUUUACAUGAUUAUUACCAUCAAUUUUGACACUGAAAUUUUACCUGUUUGUGUUUAUAGCUUUUUUUUUGUUUGUUACCA